CGCCGGAGGGGGAGCGGUUUUUCUUCGCAAUUUCUUUUCUUGUGCUUAAUGACAACCCUAAAAUUUCGGGCGAAUUCCUUCCUUCAUUCUUCUAGGAGAAGGAAACCCUCCAAAUCUUCGCCCCGUGAUUCCUUCUUUCUUUCCCUGAGGAAACCGAGACACUUGCUUCCGCGACCAUCUCCCGAUCGUGGCGCUCGGAGUAGGCUGGAAUGCCUUCCGCCGGUCUUCCUGUGAAUUCCUUCCCGUGAUUGUCCCGUGAGGUAAAGGUUGCAUUGUUUUUAAUGGAUUGCUUGAGAUUCAGGUGGAUCAUAUGGCCCAACUUAGUGACAAGUUCCAAUCUGUAGGUCAUUCUUCUAUGGAGAUGGGCUCACUUGAUGACAAGGACCUUGAAUUUGAAGAUGAGAGCCUUGUUAGUCCUGUGGGAGCUUCCAGAAAAACAUGUGCUUUGGAGACAGGUCCUGGUGGAUCAUUAGCAGACAUCUCAAAAAGAUGGACAGUUAAACAAGUAGGAAAUAGGUUACUUAAUAGCAUCCACAUUGUGAUAUUUCAGUCAAAGCUCAAUGUACUCUUGCUUUCUGGCCCAGUUGCCAUCUUGGUCCAUGCCUUGACUCAGAAUAGUGGAUGGGUCUUCUUUUUUAGCUUGUUGGGUAUAAUUCCACUGGCUGAGCGUUUGGGUUAUGCUACAGAGCAACUUGCAUUCUUCACUGGACCAACAGUCGGUGGCCUUUUAAAUGCCACAUUUGGCAAUGCAACGGAGAUGAUAAUAUCGAUAUAUGCACUGGAACAUGGAAUGGUCCGUGUUGUUCAACAAUCACUACUUGGUUCUAUCUUAUCAAAUAUGCUAUUGGUGCUUGGUUGUGCUUUCUUCUGUGGUGGUAUCUGUCACUACAAGAAGGAUCAGGUUUUCAACAAGGCAACAGCACUAGUGGAUUCUGGAUUGCUACUGAUGGCUGUAAUGGGCCUACUUUUUCCAGCAGUGCUUCAUUCUACUCAUACUGAGUUGCAGUAUGGAAAGUCAGAGAUGGCCCUUUCUAGGUUUAGCAGCUGCAUUAUGCUUGUGGCGUAUGCAUGCUAUCUCAUCUUUCAGCUUAAGAGUCAUAAUAAUCUUUAUGCUCCUAUUGAUGAGGAAGGAGGUCAGAGUGAAGAAGAGUCAGAGGAAGAAGAUGUUCCAGAGAUCACACCAUCUGAAGCUCUCAUUUGGCUUGGGAUUUUGACUCUUUGGGUUUCCUUUCUCUCAGGAUAUCUUGUUGAUGCCAUAGAGGGAGCUUCUGAAUCAUUGGGAAUGCCGAUCUCCUUUAUUAGUGUUAUCUUGCUGCCUAUUGUAGGUAAUGCUGCAGAGCAUGCAAGUGCCAUUAUGUUUGCUAUGAAAGACAAACUUGACAUUUCAUUGGGAGUUGCAAUUGGUUCGUCUACACAAAUAUCAAUGUUUGUGAUUCCUUUUUGUGUAGUUAUUGGAUGGUGCAUGGGACAGCCAAUGGACUUAAACUUCCAACUCUUUGAGACUGCUACACUUUUUAUGACUGUUCUAGUGGUGGCAUUCAUGCUUCAGGAGGGCACGUCAAAUUAUUUCAAAGGGCUGAUGCUUCUCCUCUGCUAUUUCAUAGUGUCCGCGAGCUUCUUUUUUCACGUGGAUCCUGCUAUUGGUACCUAGUUUCAUGGAGCGUCAGCAAGCUGCCUAUCUUCUAAAACAAUGGGCGUAAAGGUAGGCCUCCUGGAAAUUGGAAACCAAUGAGGUGACAUCAUGACAAGCCUGACCAAAUGUGAACUCUAGCAGCAUGAGUGAUAACAGCCCGGUUUUUCUUUGGGCAACCGAUUCAGAUUCAUUAUUGCAUUGUAUAUAUUCUGAUUCAAAUGCUGAUGUAAACUCGGGCAAGAUGCAGUAGUAAUAUACAAGAGAACCCUGUUCUUUGAGUAGAGCAGAGGGCAGCCAACACCUAAUUCUAGGGGAGAACAGAAGAGAGAGUCCACAUCUCUGGUAGACGCAGAAGGGAAAAUUUCACAUAUCAGCUGUGUUAAGUAUACUCAUCGAGGCUUCUGAGCAUAUUAUAGUAUAAAACAUUCUUUUAAUGUAUAGUACUAAAUAUAUAAGAAUGUGAUUAAUUUCUGUUUUCCUCCAUGGAGAACAGUUCAUUUUGGUAUAAAAGU
This is a messenger RNA of Nymphaea colorata (pocket water lily), 2145 nucleotides long. RefSeq names its product vacuolar cation/proton exchanger 2-like. Gene Ontology annotation, molecular function: calcium:proton antiporter activity. The record is from RefSeq and is a predicted model, not a curated record. Bases 311 to 1651 code for a protein of 446 amino acids. Gene Ontology annotation, cellular component: plant-type vacuole membrane. The transcript is spliced from 14 exons. NCBI's taxonomy places the organism in Eukaryota, Viridiplantae, Streptophyta, Magnoliopsida, Nymphaeales, Nymphaeaceae. Gene Ontology annotation, biological process: calcium ion transmembrane transport; intracellular calcium ion homeostasis.